CUUUCCCAUAAUGAGCUGCAUCAUCUGAACUGAUGUCACAGCAUCAUGCAGCAGGUCAAACAAGGCAUCUCCUAGUAUUGCAUCCUACAGAUGUGCUGUAAACAUCAAAAGAAGACGUCGGGAGCAGGAGAUGCUGUUUUGGAAAGCAGUAAGGCUUAGAUUUCUCCAUGUUAACCAUGAGCGUGACACUUUCCCCACUGAGGUCACAGGACCCGGAUCCCAUGGCAACUGAUGCCUCCCCCAUGGCCAUCAACAUGACACCUACUGUGGAGCAGGGAGGAGGAGAGGGAGAAGAGGCCAUGAAGGACAUAGACGCUGAGCAGCAGUACGGAAAGCCACCCCCUCUCCAUACAGCAGCUGACUGGAAGAUUGUGCUCCACUUACCUGAGAUUGAGACCUGGCUCCGCAUGACCUCAGAGAGAGUCCGUGAUCUGACUUACUCGGUCCAGCAGGAUGCAGACAGCAGACAUGUGGAUGUACAUCUUGUCCAGCUAAAGGACAUUUGUGAAGAUAUUUCUGACCAUGUUGAGCAGAUCCAUGCCCUCCUCGAGACGGAGUUCUCCCUGAAGCUGCUGUCCUAUUCGGUCAAUGUCAUUGUAGACAUCCACGCAGUGCAGCUGCUCUGGCACCAGCUCCGGGUGUCCGUACUGGUUCUACGAGAACGCAUCCUGCAAGGUCUGCAGGAUGCCAAUGGCAACUACACCAGGCAGACUGACAUUCUGCAAGCCUUCUCCGAAGAGACAAAGGAGGGCCGGCUUGACUCUCUCACAGAAGUAGAUGACUCAGGGCAGUUAACCAUCAAAUGUUCUCAGAAUUACUUGUCUCUGGACUGCGGUAUUACUGCGUUUGAACUGUCCGACUACAGUCCAAGUGAGGAUCUGCUUGGUGGCCUGGGUGACGUGACCGCUGGCCAGGCCAAAACUAAACCUUUCGACUCUUGGAGCUACAGUGAGAUGGAAAAGGAGUUCCCGGAGCUCAUCCGAAGCGUUGGGCUGCUUACAGUGGCCGCUGACCCUGUCCCUUCCAGCUGUGAGACAGCCGGUGAGGAGUCACCUCAAGGGGCUCUUUCAGAAGAGAACAAAGGUGGGCAGGAGGUGCCCAGCGCUUCAGCAGCUGGAGAGCAGCCGGGCUCAACAUCAGAGAUGUCUUCCUUAGGGGACACACUGCCGAACGCUGCUGAACACCCCCCGGAGACUGCAAAGCAAGACCCCGUUUCCUCCCCACAGCUGGGUCCAAAGAAAACCCAGCCUGUACCUAGUGAAAUUACGACUCCCAAGAGAUCCAUCCGCGAUUGCUUUAAUUAUAACGAGGACUCUCCCACACAGCCCACAUUGCCCAAAAGAGGGCUUUUCCUGAAAGAGACUCGUGCCAACGAGCGGAAAGGCAGUGAUCGCAAGAGGCAGUUGGCUGACCUGAAGCCAGAGCUCAGCAGAAGCACCCCGUCCCUGGUGGACCCCCCUGACAGGUCCAAGCUCUGCUUAGUGUUACGGUCCUCCUACCCGAGCAGUCCUUCAAGCGCAGCCAGCCAGUCCUACGAAUGCUUGCACAAGGUGGGGAUUAGCAAUCUUGAAAACAUAGUCAGAAGUCACAUUAAAGAAAUCUCUUCCAGUCUGGGAAGACUUACUGACUGCCAUAAGGAGAAAUCUCGACAGAAAAAGCCACGUGAGACCUUGGCAGAGGUACCUCAGUGCCGAACACCUAAACGAGGAACCGGUUCAGGAAAGCAAGUCAAAACCACUAGAGGCUCAGGGGUGCCUGCUGGGACUCCCAAAGCCACAGUGAGAGCAGAAACGGAUUCUGGGUCAGCAUCCUCAGCUGAGCUGCGCCAGCAGAGAAACCGGAGCGGGCAAUGGGCAGCUCGGUCGGAGGCCUCCAGCUCACCCCCGUGCAGCCACAGCAGUGAGUCCUCUGUUGGGUCAGACAGCACGAGAUCUCCAGUUCCUCGCCAUUCACAGAAGGAAAGGCAAAAGGAUGGCCCCCCAGCCCCGAGUCACGUCCCCCAGAACGGCCAGGUGGCGGAGGCCUGGUACGGCUCUGAUGAAUACCUAGCCCUGCCGUCUCACCUGAAGCAGACGGAGGUGCUGGCGCUGAAGCUGGAGAGCCUCACCAAGCUUUUGCCCCCGAAGCCCAGGGGAGAGCCUAUCCAGAAUAUCGACGACUGGGAGCUGUCCGAAAUGAAUUCCGAUUCUGAAAUCUACCCAACAUACCACAGCAAGAACACGCACACAAGGCUAGGCAGGGUGUCCCCAAGUUCAUCCAGCGACAUAGCUUCCUCUCUCGGGGAGAGCAUUGAGUCUGGGCCCCCGAGUGACAUUCUCUCUGAUGAGGACUUAUGUGUGCCCCUCUCCGGCAUGAAGAAAUACGCUGAUGAGAAACCAGAGCGGCCUUCGUCCUCCGGGAAGAGCUCGAGCCAUUCUGCUACAAAAUCAGCUUUAAUUCAGAAGCUAAUGCAAGAUAUUCGACACCAAGACAACUAUGAAGCCAUAUGGGAAAGAAUAGAGGGAUUUGUGAACAAGCUGGAUGAGUUUAUUCAGUGGCUACACGAAGCCAUGGAGACCACCGAGAACUGGACCCCUCCUAAAGCGGAGACCGAUAGCCUUCGGCUGUACCUGGAGACACACUUGAGUUUUAAGUUGAACGUGGACAGUCACUGUGCUCUCAAGGAAGCCGUGGAGGAGGAAGGACACCAACUCCUGGAGCUCAUUGCAUCGCACAAAGCAGAAGGACUGAAGGACAUGCUGAAGAUGAUUGCAAGUCAAUGGAAGGAGCUGCAGAGGCAAAUCAAACGGCAACACAGCUGGAUUCUCAGAGCUCUGGACACCAUCAAAGCAGAGAUACUGGCUACUGAUGUGUCUGUGGAGGACGAGGAGGGGACGGGCAGCCCCAAGGCUGAGGUCCAGCUAUGCUACCUCGAAGCACAAAGAGAUGCUGUUGAGCAGAUGUCCCUCAAGCUGUACAGCGAGCAGUAUACCAGUGGCAGCAAGAGAAAAGAAGAGUUUGCUGAUAUGUCCAAAGCGCAUUCAGUGGGAAGCAAUGGGCUUCUGGACUUUGAUUCAGAAUAUCAGGAGCUCUGGGAUUGGCUGAUUGACAUGGAGUCCCUGGUGAUGGACAGCCAUGACCUGAUGAUGUCAGAGGAGCAGCAGCAGCAUCUUUACAAGCGGUACAGUGUGGAAAUGUCCAUCAGGCACUUGAAGAAGACAGAACUGCUUAGCACUGUGGAGGCACUGAGGAAAGGUGGCGUCUCACUACCAAGCGAUCUCCUGGAAAAAGUGGAUUCAAUUAAUGAAAAAUGGGAACUGCUUGGGAAAGCCCUAAGAGAGAAGAUACAGGACACAAUGGCAGGGCACAGCGGGUCGGGCCCACAUGACCUGCUGUCUCCUGAAAGCGGAAGCCUGGUAAGGCAGCUGGAGGUCAGGAUCAAAGAAUUGAAAAGGUGGUUAAGAGAUACGGAGCUUCUCAUCUUCAAUUCCUGUCUGAGACAAGAGAAGGAAGGAACGAGUGCUGAGAAACAGCUCCAGUACUUUAAGUCCCUCUGUCAUGAGAUCAAGCAGCGCCGUAGAGGGGUGGCCUCCAUUCUGCGGCUGUGCCAGCACCUUCUGGAUGACCGGGACACCUGCAAUCUGAACGCGGACCACCAGCCCAUGCAGCUGAUCAUUGUAAACCUUGAAAGAAGGUGGGAAGCCAUCGUUAUGCAAGCUGUCCAGUGGCAAACACGGCUACAAAAGAAGAUGGGAAAAGAAUCUGAGACUUUGAAUGUGAUCGAUCCCGGCUUGAUGGACCUGAAUGGAAUGAGUGAAGAUGCCUUAGAGUGGGAUGAAACAGAUAUAAGUAACAAGCUAAUUAGUUUGCAUGAAGAAUCAAAUGACCUUGAUCAAGACCCAGAGUCUACCAUACCCUCAGUGAAACUUGAAGAGACACACCACCAGGAUCCUGGUUAUGAGGAGGAGGCAGGUGACUUUGGAGGGUCCCAGUAUACCUCAAACAUCACAGUACCUUCCAGCCCGCAGAUUUACCAAGUGUAUAGUCUUCACAACGUUGCCCUCCACAAGGACAGCCCCACUGCGUUUCUGGAAAGUAGUCUAAAGCUUACAGGCACAGCCCAGCCCGGUGUCUUAACUAAGAGUCUCAGUAAGGAUUCUUCGUUUUCAUCCACAAAAUCGUUGCCAGAUCUUUUAGGGGGUUCCAGUUUGGUGAGACCCUGCCCAUGUCACAGUGGAGACGUGAGCCAGAAUUCAAGCAGUGAGAGUGGAAUUGUCAGCGAAGGAGACAAUGAAAUGCCUACCAACUCUGAACUGUGUGUGUUCAGUGUGGUAGAUGGAUCCCCAAGUAACCCUGAAACUGAACAUCUGGACCCACAAAUGGGAGGAGAUACAGUCAACGUGUUAAAGCAAAAAUUUAAAGAUGAGGAGGAAUGCAUUAAGCUUCCAAAUACCUCUCAGUCACCCAUCUCACCAGUGGGUUGUGUAAAUGGAAAAGCUGGAGAUUUAAACAGUGUUCCCAAACAUGUCACUGAUUGUGCAGGAGAAGAAUUACAAGGAAAACAUGAUGUGUUUACAUUUUAUGAUUACUCAUACCUCCAAGGCUCAAAACUCAAGUUACCAAUGAUAAUGAAACAGUCACAAAGUGACAAGGCGCAUGUGGAUGAUCCCCUUCUUUGUGGUUUUUAUUUUGAUAAAAAAUCCUGCAAAUCUAAACAUCAGGCUUCGGAGUUACAAACUGAUGCGCUGCCCCAUGAAAGGGUUUUAGCAAGUGCACCCCAUGAAAUGGGUCAAAGCUCCUAUAAAAGUAGUGACAAAGAGAAGACACUCACAGGCGUUCAGAAUGCCAGACAGCUCUCCCUCUUAUCUCGUAGCUCAUCUAUAGAGUCCCUUUCUCCAGGGGGUGAUUUGUUUGGGUUAGGUAUCUUUAAAAAUGGCAGUGACAGCCUCCAGCGAAGCACUUCUUUAGAAAGUUGGUUGACAUCCUAUAAGAGCAAUGAAGAUCUUUUUAGCUGUCACAGCUCUGGGGACUUAAGUGUGAGCAGUGGCUCAGUUGGUGAGCUGAGCAAGAGGACAUUAGACCUCCUGAAUCGCCUGGAGAAUAUCCAGAGCCCCUCGGAGCAAAAGAUAAAGCGGAGUGUUUCUGAUGUCACUCUCCAAAGCAGUUCCCAAAAGAUGUCCUUUACUGGCCAGAUGUCAUUGGAUGUUGCGUCUUCUAUCAAUGAAGACUCAGCAGCAUCUCUUACAGAACUGAGUAGCAGUGAUGAGCUCUCCCUCUGUUCAGAGGAUAUCGUGUUACACAAAAACAAGGUCCCAGAAUCCAAUGCAUCAUUCAGGAAGCGCCUGAAUCACUCGGUGGCUGACGAAAGUGAUGUCAACGUUAGUAUGAUUGUUAAUGUCUCUUGCACCUCUGCUUGCACUGAUGACGAAGACGACAGCGACCUCCUGUCCAGCUCCACUCUCACCCUGACUGAAGAAGAGCUGUGCCUCAAAGACGAGGAGGACGACUCCAGUAUUGCGACAGAUGAUGAGAUUUAUGAAGAAAGCCACCUGAUGUCUGGGCUGGACUACAUAAAGAAUGAGCUGCAGACUUGGAUAAGACCCAAAUUUUCCCUGACAAGGGAAAAGAAACGGUGCAGUGCCACUGAUGAAAUAAAGGGCAAUAAAGAUGGAGGUCGAAGUGAGAAGAUCAACCCCUCAGAUACAAUGAACAUUGAGGCCCUUCUUAAUGGCCCCAUAAAAUGUCUCUCUGAAAACAAUGGAAAUGGCAAGGAUUCACCCAGAACUCACGACUUAGGGACAGGAGGUGAAAACAAGAAAAAUCCUUAUGAAGUUAGUCAAGAUCCACAUGUGGCUGACAUGGAAAAUGGCAAUAUUGAAAGUACUCCAGAAAGACAAAAGGAGAAGCUGAAUGGAAUUUCAGAAACAUCAGAGACCCUUGGUUUAAAUGUGAAAAAAAGUUCUGAAUCCAAACAUAGUGAGUGUAAAGCAUUAACGGAUGCUUCAGAUAAUUCAGAUGUUGCUGUAAAGGAAUUUUGUCCCCCAAAUGAUAGACAUCUUCCUCAGAUUGGUCCAAAUCGCCACCAUUCUGAAAAUCAAAGUGCCCACUGCACAUCUGUUGAGAACUCUUGCCCAGAACUGCUGUUGGAAACCAGAGUUGGAAGCAGACAAGACAGUGAUGGACUAAAAUCUUUGUCUAAUGAUGUACCAAGCGGGGCUAGCAAAUCUGCGGGUUGCUGCCUACUCGAACAAAACGAGACAGAGGAAAGUGCUUCUAUCAGCAACAGCACUUCCUGUUGCAACUGCCAGCCAGAUGUUUCCCAUCAAAAAGAUGCUGAAGAUUGUUCGGUACACGACUUUGUUAAGGAAAUCAUUGACAUGGCAUCAACAGCCCUAAAAAGUAAAUCACAACCCGAAAGUGAGGUAGCCCCUCCCACUUCAUUAACUCAAAUUAAGGAGAAAGUGUUAGAACAUUCUCAUCGGCCCAUGCACCUAAGAAAGGGGGACUUUUAUUCCUACCUAUCUCUUUCAUCCCAUGACAGUGAUUGUGGGGAGGUCACCAAUUACAUAGAUGAGAAGAGCAGCACCCCAUUGCCACCUGAAUCUGUGGACUUUAGCUUGGAUGACAAGGAAGACAUCGAAUGCUUCUUUGAAGCUUGUGUUGAAGAUGACCUUGUGGAUGAGAAAGCCUGUUUCUCUAGUGCCCUUCCAAAUGAACCAGCAGUUCCGGAUGAAGCUGCUAUGCCAACACAAGUGACAGCAAGCUCUCCUGUGUUCAAUGAUGCUGCUUCCUCACUGGAUCAGACAGACAUGGUAGCUCUUUCAGAACCUUCCCCUCAGAGAGAGGCUGACAAUAGAAAGGAAACAGGUAAUGAAUCGCGAACAUCCCAGGGCUGUUCAGAAAGCUCAGAGCUUACUACUCCUUCAAAACAGGCCAAUAAAGAUGGACUUUCAAGAAACCAAGGUGAACCAGAAGAAAAUAACGCUGCUUCAGCCAAAUCAAAAAUUCAAGCUCGCCCAUUGAAUGCAAAACAGCCAAAAGCCAAGGCUAUGAUGUAUCCCAGGCUGCAAACUUUAACCUGUAAAGAAAAGCUUGUAAGCUUUCACGAAGAUCAACAUAGAAACAUGCAUAGGUAGAAAGUAAUGCCCCCAAGCAUGGAAAUCAUCUCAUUGAAAGACAGCCUGGCUGCAGCUCAGGGCCGGCCUGACCUACCCUGGGCUGAUAUUGGGUUCCAUCCUGUCGUCACUGCCACCCAUCACCUCUGAACCAGUCUGUCCACGUGGGCCUUGUGAUCUGGAUGUGUGCAUUGCUUCUCUUUAGGUGAUCUUAUUUCCACAAAGCUGCUUGCUCUCCCAUGGAUUCCUGUCCCAAGCUACCUCUGCCAACCCUCUCUCCAGCAAGACUUCUGUUUACCCCCUCCUCUCCUGCCUCCCCCUUAAAGCUCUGCAGUACACUAAAUUGAUGGUCCAUUAAACCCACUGUCUGGAAUGACACCCUUCCCCGCCAGGACUUGACCAAUUUUAUGUUUUACUCUGAAAAUGCUCAUGGUAUUAUUGAAAGUGAUUUACCUAAAAAGCUCACCCUUGAUUUGAUUGUAGUAUAGAGGAGAUAUAUUGGUCCUAAUUACAAAAUUAAGCAACAAUUAAAAGCACCAUUUUAUUUCCUUCUUUUUAAUAAUUAUCUAUGCAGCACUUCAAGAAAGAGCUAUAACAGUGUUGUAUAUUGUAAACUGUUACAUUCUACUAUUAAGUUUGUUUUUGGUUUCUAUGCUUCUUGAGGUGGUGAUGAGAAAAACGUUUUUAAAAACAGUGUGCCUUGCUGUAUUUCUUAUACCAUUUAUUUAAAAGCUGCUUCCGUGGUGAUAGUAUGUUGGUUUGAGAGGAGGAAAUAGCAAGGUUAAGAUGUGUGAAUAAUUUCUGUAUAUAUGUAUAAGCUAGUACAAACAGUGAUGUAUGACAGUAUAAAAUGCUUUCAUGUUUGUGAUGUCCAGUGGUGUGGAGAAUAUACGCCUUAAGCCCAUUCAAUUGCAUGGUGAUUAAAAUUGGCAUAAUAAAAAUAGCCUAUUGGGGGAAAGGAAAAUUAAUGAUCUCUCCUCCCUGUGUUCUUUGCCAAAUUCUUGCCUCUGGUUCUGAAAAAAUAAUAUUUAUCAGCUUCCAAAAUACCCAUAUUGCACAAAAUGGUUAAGUUACUUAAAUUCCAGAGUAGGCCUAAAGUCUUCAUAAUAUUCAGAAAUCUUUCUGUUUUGCUGUGAGUAAACAUCCUGAAAAAGCAAGUGUUUCAAGGUCGUUUCCCCUACAUAAAAAAAAACCUUUAUAGUAAAUGUUUUUAUUUAUACUUGUUAAUGAUUUAAAGUGUAUCUGGAGAUCUCUUAUAUGUCCUAAUUUGUUUUAAAUAAUUAUUUGAAUGGGUUUGGUGGAUGGUAAAAAGUGUAGAAAAAUUGAAUAUUACUUUAUUUAAAGUAUAGAUUUCAGGUGUAUUUAUUUUAUUAAGAAAAUCAGCAGAGAAAUAUUCCAUUUGGUUGUUUUUUUUAACUUGAAAAACACAGCCUUUAAUUUAUAUCGUCACUCCUACUAAAGUGCCUGACACACAGUAGGUAUCCACAGAAUCUGCUGAAUCAGAGUAUUGAGUGGGGCAACAUGGAAGAUGUAGAGAGAAUCUUUAUUCUGAGACUCCUGUGUUAAAACAAAUGACUAGAUAAAAAUGUGCAAAGUGAAACCAUACACUGCAUAUAAUUAGAUCUUUAAAAGAGGAAAGAGAACAUGACAGAAGUAUGUAGCCACAGAAAUGACAAUCAUUCAUUCGCCAGAUCAUUCAUUAGCAUCUUUUGUCUGCAAGUCACUAUUCUAGAUUCAGGGAAUGCAGCUAUGAACCGUGUGCUGCCUUUGGAGGCUUAUCUUUGUUAGAGACAAACUGACCUACCACACAGACAACAGGCCAUAGUAGUGUCCUACCGGGAGAAUGCAAGUGUAGGGAAAGAGUUGCGGCAAGAGAGAUAGCAGCGAGGACAGCGGUAAAGAGAAAGGUUAGCAAAGAACAGGAUGGGAUACCAGUGGGGGCUCAUUACAGGUAUGACAGGACAAAAGGCCAAGUGGAGAGAAAUGAGAGGUGUGUAUGGCGUGGAGUUGGAGCUUUGGUGUGCAGUGUAUUAGGUGUACUUGUAGUUUGUUUGGGGCUUUAUCUGGUUUAAGACUGGAACUCUACUAGCACCAUCCCAAGAACACCUAAAUACCACUUGUCUGUAAUUUCACAGGGCCUUAAUAAUCUUGUGUGGAUUUUGCCCCUUCUAACUAUUGCUGCACGUAUUUUUAAAUGGAUGGCUCAUUCUAGGCUUUUGAAUAUGUAGUGACUUCUUCCAAAGGAGUCUUAGGGAGACAUCUAGUUAUAGUGUUGAUGAGGAUUGCAAGGGGGAAAUGUUAGACAUAAGCUUGUGGUAGGGGGAAGUGAGGGAGAAUUAGCUAGGCUCGAGGCAGUAAUAGAGUGCACAAGGAUAGUAGCCUGAGAUACAGAGAAAGACGAACCCUAGGGACUUGGGAAUAUUUGGACAUUUUGGACAUCUUUUAGGAUAGGGCAUUAUCUUAUAUAUUGAGACAACCUGAAUUUCUCUUGGUCAGUAAUUACUAUCAAGUCUGUAUUCAUUGGGGAAACAUUCAAAGAAUUAAUGGUCAAGGUGUAAUGUUUGCCUCUUAUGUACUCAUGAAGACUUAGGAUUUGAAAAUAUUUAUUAAUUAUCUUUUUAGCAUUAACAUCAAAAUUUUAGGUUGAGUUUUGGGUUUAUUAAUGCCUUUUCCAGUCAGAUGGAAGAGCCUUAUUCUCACACCCUGUGUAGAUGCUACCUUCCCGGUUACCCUUGACAACAGUCCAUUUGGUUUGUAUUAACUCAAGCACCUCUAUCUAUACAGGUCCCACGACAAUGGUUUGUAAUUUGGUAAAGCAAAGUGUCCCUCUGCUGGGCAGGUGUUUCCAUCAGAGUGUGCUUUCUUAAGCUGCUGAAGUCCACAGGGCGCCCCUCCCCCACUUAGUUUUGUUCAUUGGUCCUAUAUCUGCUGCAGAGCCAUGGUCACCCUGCAGGCAAUUGAGGACAGUUACUCUCUCCUAAGCACUGUUCCUCCAACUGCCCUUCCUACGUCAUGAUUUCAGAUCCAUUUCAACCCGACUGAAUGUUAACAGACAGAACCCUUGAAGUCAAGGGACAGUCUUCAUCAUACAUGUAGAGGAGCGUCUGGAUGUUUAAGUGCUAAAUUUUCUCUAAAAUAUAUUCAAGAUAUAUGUUUAUUCUAUUAUUGUAAAUUUCAAUAAAUAAAUAAAUAAACAAGUGAGUAAAA
Messenger RNA from Mesocricetus auratus (golden hamster), 10301 nucleotides. RefSeq names its product A-kinase anchoring protein 6 (gene Akap6). NCBI's taxonomy places the organism in Eukaryota, Metazoa, Chordata, Mammalia, Rodentia, Cricetidae. The coding region runs from base 168 to 7115 and encodes 2315 amino acids. The record is from RefSeq and is a predicted model, not a curated record. The transcript is spliced from 14 exons. Gene Ontology annotation, molecular function: transmembrane transporter binding; protein kinase A binding. Gene Ontology annotation, cellular component: sarcoplasmic reticulum; perinuclear region of cytoplasm.